Acanthosepion pharaonis is the source of this 627-nucleotide messenger RNA. The record is from the annotation of a GenBank genome assembly. Lineage: Eukaryota; Metazoa; Mollusca; Cephalopoda; Sepiida; Sepiidae.
AUGGUCGUCCAAUGUUAUCCUUCCUUUUUUUUUUCUCUCUCCUUUUUUUUUUUUUGUCUUCUAAAGAAACACCUUUCAAUAAUAGGACGAAAAGCCAGUAGUUCAGACAAUUUCCAGAAGGAUUUGCCAUCUUUGCUCCGCUUCUUCACUCUUGUCUUUCAAGGCGACUGUCGACCAGGAAAGUUUUCUUUAUCUUUCUUUUCUUUCUUUCUUUCCUUCUCUUUUUCUUUCUUUCUUUCUUUCUUUCUUUCUUUCUUUCUUUCUGAGAUUAUCCUUUAUUUAUUUCCCUCUUUCUUUCUUUCUUUCUUUCUUUCUUUCUUUCUUUCUAAUGAAUUUGCGGCCAUACAUCUAUCUCUAUAUCUCUCUCUUUCUCUCUCUCUAUCUAUAUAUGUCUCUCUCUUUCUCUCUCUCUCUCUAUAUAUAUAUAUUUUUUUUUCAUUUAUAUUCUUUCCAGUUUUCAUUUGUUCUCUGAUUUUUAAAUUAUUUUCCUUUUAUAAUUUUUACCUUUUCUUUUUAACAUUUUCAUUCAUACAUUCAUUCUUUCUUUCUUUCUUUCUUUCUUUCUUUCUUUCUUUCUUUCUUCCCAACUCUCUUUUUCUAUUUCUUAUUUUAUCUCUGCUUUUAUGA